AAUGGUCGUGCUAACCUAUCGUUACAAUCUGAUCGCGUCGAAAAAUAAUUGUUCUUGUGCUGUGCAUUCGCAGUGAAUUUGUGUAUAAACUUUGCUUAGAUAUCAUCAUAUCCUUCGCAGUCUGCUCUACUAUUUUAAUUGUUUUUUUUUGCAAUAAGGGACGCAUUUGUAAGAAGUGUGCGAGUUUUCUGUGCACCUACCUAAAAAUGAGUCCAUCAGCAAAGAAAGCGAAACGCAGCGAUCAACAGGAGUAUGAAGAUCUGGUGAAACAUGUGGUCUUGCCUCGGGUACUACCGCAGGAAAAAAGCCCGGAUCUACAUGGCGAUGAAAUUCAUUUGAUGGUCAUCAUGGUCAGAAAUGUCGAGCGCCUGGCUAAAUAUCUGCCGGAAAAUACUGUCGGAAUGUUUCAGCGUCUGAAGCGUGUCCAUCAAACGCGUUCGGGAGAAUGCAUCGCACGUGAAAUUAAUUCAUUGCAGUCUGGCGAAACAUUUGCCAUGUUCAUUCGACGUCAAAACUGUGCAUUUAUGGUACAUAAAACGGCAAUGGGAAAUGACGUCGUUGUGGCUACGUUUCCUGGAAAUCUUCAUCCAAAAGAAGUUUACGGACAUCAAAGUGAUAUUGAGUUCAAUUAUCCCGUACAAGCGUUGAAGGCGCCACUUUCGAAGAUGCUGCUUUCGCAAGAAUUUGCCGACGAGCUGUGCUUCUUGUAUCAGGAUCAGCCGAUUGAGACGAAGAAUCGAAACUACGUACACAAAUGGCUGAUGACAAUAUUAGCCGAUGAAUCGAGUACAACGGCAGAUCAAUUCCCAAAAAUAACCAAGAAAAUUCGAGAUGAAGUGCUGGGCGAAGGGAAGUCGAACUAUUUUCGCCGGUCGAGCUUCUACAUGUGCUUGAAAGUAUUUCUACAGCACAGUCUCACCAUGGAAUUGGAUCACGAACGUGCGAAGAUACUGUACAAAAUUGUGAUGCUGCAGUUUCACAAUUGCAUCAUGGACGUGUUCACUACAGGAGUAUAUGAAACGCUGAACAUUGAUUUAAUGUCGGAAAUAAUGGCUAAAUCGGCCCGUCGCAUUGAAAAGCUUGCCGAGCUGAUGAAAGGAGGAGAAGGUGCUGAAUUCGAUCGUGUGUAUGCUGCAACCGUUGCGGAGUCAAAACAAACCAUCGCAAAGAUUCGAUUGAAAAUGGACGAACAAAUUGGAAGACUGCAAAAUGAUUACGAAAAUAAAGCCAGACUGGGGCCAUUGACGGAACUUGAUUUUCCAGCCGAUAUAUACCAGAGCAUUCCGAAGUUGAUGGGACACAUAGAGAAACGUGGAAAAGAAACGGUUUUCGACUGCAGUCAAUCUGGUCUUCGAGUUCAUCCACAAUAUUAUCGUCAUUACAUGGAUGAACUGCACAAUCCCGAUGUAACGAAAUUCGGAUCCUCAUACGACGAAAUUGAAGUGAAUUUGAUACUGAGCGACUUCGAAAAUUUCAUUUUAUAUAAUUCAAGCUCGACGGACACAUGUUUCGGGUCAGAUUUUCUGCGAACUUUGUCGUAUGGAUAUGCAUCUUGUGCCGAGAGAUUCUACGAAGGCGACCAAGUUGGCACGAGCAAAAUGGUACUUGUGCGGCUAAAGUUGAUCGCCAUGUUGGACGCAAUUGCUGUGAAGACUCAUCCACUAUUCGCUGACCACCACACAUCGAUUAACACGAAAAUAUUUGAAACACUACUGCUGCCUCAGCGCACAGACAUGCAGAUCGCCUUUGAGCUGGAGCAAUAUUUCAACUCUCGAAAUAAGGCUAUUGGGCCAGGUUUGAUCAGCGAGCGAAGUGUCACUCUAACAUCUUUCACAGCUAAAUUCGCGGCGCAGAAUUCGAAAAUGCAAGGACUGCUGAAAUAUAUUCUUGCCAUGGGUGAAGCUGAAGUUGAAAAAAAGCGACAAGAAUGGAAUACCAAACGAGCCGAAGUGGAGCGGCUGCGAGACCAAGCUAGUAGAAAGACUCAUGAAUAUUACACUAACAAUAAAGGAUAUUCGUCUCAUUCCGGGUUUUGUGACCUAUGCCAACUGAACAACCGGAUAAAGAGCAUAUCAAUGACACAAUAUGAACGUCCUCUUCCACAAUUACACUACGAACAAAACGCGGUCGUCUUUGAAUUAAUGGCACCUAUCGAAAUCACUUGCUUAAGAGACGUACUGUUCAAUUUUGCGAGUUAUUGCCACGGUCAGAAAUACCAGGCCACAGGAAUCAAAGGAGACUGGGCUCAAUAUCACCAAAUCAAGUGUCAUAAUCAAUCGACGAGCGGAUACACCAGUCUCGGAAGUACAACCAGUGCAACAUUACAAACGUAUCACGUGGACAGUUCAUUUGAAAAUUUUAUAAUCAAAAACGGCUAUAACUGUACAUUCCAUGCGUCGCACAUUCCUCUUGGCCUGACAAUAUCCAUUGACUUCGUCAAAAAAUCAUGCACAUUCAAACUAGAUGAUGAAUACAGCGGCCUACAAUGGUCUCUGACUGGAACGAGUCAUACUCAAAAUGAAGUCAUUGCCCGGCAAUCAGAAUGUCCAGAAAGCAUUUCUCUGCCCGAAUUCAAGAACUUUGGAUCGCUUCGUGCCGAUGGCUGCCGACUGCAACUACGAAAACUGUACGCAAUGGUGGAAACGGAAGCACUGUCAUUCGAAACGACUUCGGUUUUGUCGUUACUCAUGCAAUUGCUUUGGGAAGCUGGUGUUAGCGGUGCCGAUGGUCUUAUUCGUGAAUCGUUUACGGAUUUCAACGAUCCGACAUUUGCUCACGCAAUGAUAGAGCUGCUUAGUGAAUUCAGCAAAAAACAGAGCAACAACUGGCAGCACCCGAAGAAACUGCUGAUGACGGUUUUCAUCGCAGUUCGUGUAUUUGAAAUCAAUGACGACGAUAGUGUGGCUGAUAGCAUCGUCGUGCUGCUGGAGAAAAUCCGAUGCAUUGCGUUAAAGUGGAUCGAUAGUAUCGAAGGAGCCAUCAAUGACAUUAAAACCCCCGAUAUAUCAGCCGAACAGGAGCUACGCAUGAAAUUGGCACUUGUCGCUAUCACUGGAGCCAUCACAUUUUUCGUACAUUCUCGACACGCUCACUUUGCCAAAAUCUUUACGCAACACUCCCAUCGGGUGUGGUCACAGUUUGUCAUCACAUUGAACAGCAACGUUUUGUUGAAUCCAUCUACUGGUUCAUGUCUACGGAUGUUUUUGCGCACAGUUCGCAACACUGGUAUCCACAUCGAGGCAACGGUGCGAUCAAUGAUGGAAUGCAACCCGAAAGACAUGCACGACAUCGUCAAAAAACAGUGGAAACGCGCCGAGUCGGCUACGUUUGGAAACUACUAUUUCUAUCAUCCGUUUCCGGAGGUGUUAGUGAUGGAAGUGACUGUCAAAGGGGUGUUGAACUAUGUCACGCUGGACAUAAUAACCGGCAGUUUUUUGGUCAAUAAUUUCCCAGUGGCGCGUCUACCGAGCCAAAUCACACAAAGUGCACUUUUCCGACGAGUUUUCGGUACAUUUGUCUUCGAAGUGCAGCCCGAUUCUAACAAAAGUUUUUCCACUGUUCGACGAUACAACAAUUGCAGCUACGAGUUUGGAUGGUUCGGCUCCGAAAUUAUCAUAACUGAACGACGUGAUGGAAUUGAAAUGGAAUUGGUGCCACAUGACAUACUGAACGGCGAUGUUCCGUAUCUGCUGGUCCAAAAUUACAGUCACUUCUGGAACAAGACCGACAAUAUCAUCGAAUUGCGACCGCGGUGUUUCACUCACAAGGAAUUUUCACACGAAAGUGCCAUCGAGUACAAGUUAGAUCUGAACGUUCGGCUGUUGACUCACAUUAAAACAAAGCGCCAUCUGCUCGAUAUCAACAAGGGAUCCUACAAGAAAAUCGUCAAUCAACUAUCACGCCUGGAGACGUCGAAGUUCAUUCACAUCCUCAUGGAUACGCCUCAGAUAGCGAAAGUGGAAUUGGUUCGGAUGCGGUUGAAAUUCAAAGUGGACUGCACAACUCCCGAGCAAUCGUACGAUCUACUCUCCAACGAAUUCAGUCGAAUGCGAGUUAGUUGCAUGCAAAAUAUCGGCACUUUGUACGGAUUGCAGCAUGGAUUGCUGCUAGAAAGUGUCCCUGUCGAAGGAGCUCAUUUGCCAUCGACAAGAAUUCUGAUCCUUCCACACGGAGCAAUUCACUCUACGGUUACCGAUCCACAUGUUUCGGUUGAAAUUGACCUUGACGCAGAUCUACGCAGCCCACCAUUUCAUCAGUACGAAGUUGAUCAAAUUUGUCGUCAGCUUAAGGCCAGCAACAGUAGUUAUUCGGCCUGGUUUAAUCUCGCGUAUUUACACGCCGUCACGUCACAUGGAGAAGUGGAACCAUUCAUCAAAAUGUCGGGUACGGAGCGAGCACUGCAAAUAUUGCAAUCGGGUUUCGCAUGGUCAUCGGCACCCUAUGAUAAAGAAGCAGCGGAUGUGUUAGACAUGAUAGGCCGUUUGACACCGGAAAGAAAAGUUAAGGAUUCCUUCCAGACUGUUGUUUGGCCAGAGUCCAUUCCACCUCAUUCGGCACAAGAUUCAUUUGUCUUCAUCGCAACGAAAUUACUGGAAGACAGUGCCCGUUUAGAAGGGUUACACUGUAGUACACCUAAGCAGCAGCAGUUAAAACUCGAUAGCCAGUUGGAGCACAACAAACGGCAAUAUCUUCGGUGUUUGCCUUUACACCCGAAUCUACGUGCGUCGGAAGAAUUCAUUUACCAUGAAGUUCUGAGAACCACACAGGCGGAGCCAAUUUCCAGCAGUAAGUGUCCUCAUACGCAAAAGGUUUCGAUUUUGUAUCAUCGAUUUGCAUACGCACGACCAUCCGAUUUUGAUCUGAAAAGCUUUCUGAAAUCUGGUUCGAUGCUGGAGGGCGUAGUAAACAAGCCAGUAAUUCCGAACCUUUUACACCAUCAACACUAUAAGAGUUUCGUGGAUCUGUGGAUUUCGUUGUAUGAGUACGCUCGUAACCAAUCGUUGAACUCUGAAGAAUUUGGUUUGAUUUGGAGCUUAUUCGUUCAUCAAGGACAACCGCUGGCACCAAUAUUGGCUUUACAAUCCAUUUUGAUGGAAUCGCAUACUUUUCGGUCAAUAGAUCCACCGCCUAUGAGCACGUUUCACAUUGGUGAGGGAACAUACAGUGCCGUUCGCGUAUCGAAAAUGCUGGAAGAUUGCCACUCGAAUCCUUACAAUUACGACCACAAAGACUUCGACAGAGCUGCUUAUGAUUGUCGAAAGAGAAGCGCAAUUGAUACAAUGACAAGAAGCGUAACGAGUCAAUGGCCAUGUGAUAACGUGUCUUUGGACUUUUCAUAUGAUAACUUCAACCUCUCCCCGGCCCGACGAGGAAUCAACUCUCUCCUAAAAAUUUGGAAUGACAAUCGAAAGCUAGACAUCUUCAUCCAGAAGGUUCAAAGUGCUUUAAAUUCGCUAGCGCGAUCUGCGUAUGUCAAUAUUCCGCACUUUGGUUUGUACUCCAAUCCACAACCAUUGCAUUGGCCAAGGUACGAGAGUGACUGGACGAACAAGAUGCACGAGCAACUCGACAAAUUUCCGGCUGACAUCCAAGAAGCCGAACACAUAUGGAAGCAUCGACAGAAGGAUGGUAAAUCGACGAACGAAUGGUGGAACAUUUUCGAAAGAAUUGUGAACGGACCGAAGUCGCAACAUUUGAUCGAUGCUGGUAUUUAUCCUCGAGUCGUUCCAAGUUUGGUGCUGCCAAAAAUCGCUAAUCGGACAGAGUCAAGUCCACUAAAAAUGGUCAUCGGUGCGUUAGCCAUGGCAAUGGUGCGCGAACAGCAUGAAAAACGAAUACAGAUCUAUUCCCAACGGCCAGAGCUCCGAGCAGCACUAGAAAGAGAAAUCGAACACGAACCGCAUAUCAAUUGGAAUCCUUGUGACUAUCCGGAAUGGAUACUGUUCGAGAUCGAACAGAAUCUGAUGAUUCGUCGCAUUCAGAUUGAAAUUGCCAAACGAAUGAUAAAUCCCCCGGACAUUGGCACCAAGCACAGUGUAAUGCAGUUAAAUAUGGGGGAAGGGAAGACUGCGGUGAUUGUGCCAAUUUUGGCAUCAGUUUUGAGCGAUGGUCAACAGGCCUGUCAAAUAACCGUUUUAAAGUCGCUCUUUGCAACGAACCUAAAAUCAUUGCGACGAUACUUGGGUGGUAUGCUGAAUCGAAAGGUUUACGUGUUUCCAUGCAGACGGGAUAUGCCAAUUGGACGAUAUGCUGCACGGAUUUUGGACAUUUAUAACGAGUGCAAACUGAGGAAGGGUGUCAUCUUAACCUUGCCUGAAUAUCGCCUGUCCUUCCAACUGAAGAUCUACGAAUCGGUGAAAAAGUCGUGCCUUGCGGAAGCAGAGCAAUUUCUGGCCGCACAUAAAUGGAUAAACAGCAAUGUACGGAGCAUUUUGGAUGAGUCGGAUGCGAUUCUGCAUCCGAAAUACCACCUUAUUUACACGGUGGGCAACCAACAGCAGUUAGACGGUGGCUCAUAUCGAUGGUUGGUGGUACAGUCGUUGCUGAAACGUGUUCCACAUCAUAUGCGAGCACUAAAUAAGCAGCACGGUCAGGAAUACAUCGAAUUCGACGAGAAUUAUGUUCAAAAUGGACAUGUCUAUGGAGCUCGUGCCGUCAAAUAUCGACCGGAUGUGUUCACACCGUGCCGGAUUUUGAAUGAACGAGUGUAUGAUGAACUGAAAAAACUUCUUAUCGAAGACUUCUUGGAAGGCCGCCUCAACAUGGCUUUUCCAGAAAUCACAGCCGAGGCUAAGAGAAAUCUGCGACAUUUAUUAACCGAACGAAAUAUUGAUCGGGAAUCAUUCGACGCAACGGUUGCCGACUUUUCGAUAAGUGAGCGAAACACGAUUAUGAUUUUGAGCGGACUGCUACGCUUUGAAGUGCUGAAACUGAUAUUGAUGCGACGAUGGCGAGUGAACUACGGGGUAAACGUAUUUGGUCAACGCAAAAUGGCCAUUCCAUUCAAGGCGAAAGAUGUCGCGGCAGAAAUGACUGAAUUCGGUCAUCCCGAUGUUGCGAUUGGCUUCACUCAUUUGAGCUACCACUAUUCGGGCCUGACCGACUGUCAGCUCAAGGAAACCUUCAAGAUUCUGUCGGUUUCUCAGAAUCCAGCUUCAAUUUACGAACAAUGGAUUCAAAGUGUGCAGCCGGAACUGGUCGAUGCUUCCAUCCGAACUUACACAGGCGUAAAUCUAAGUGAUCCAUACCAACGCGAUACAUUGCUGUUCCCCGUAUUCCGUUUUAACAUGCAUGUUGUGGACUUCUGGUUGUCGAGCGUUGUUUUUCCUCGUGAAGCAAAAACGUUCGAGAAGAAAUUGAUGUGCACCGCUUGGGAUUUGUGCAGCGAACACAUGGAGCAUCCGGUGACGGGAUUUAGCGGAACAAAUGACACGAAAAAUAUUCUGCCCAUGCCCAUUGCACAAAAUGAUCUGGCCGAGCUCGAGGAUACAAAUGAAAAUGUUCGGAAGAUACUGCUGCGUCAACGCUACGAUUACCUACCAGCUAAUGUGAGUGGAACAGAAAUUGUGGAAAAAUUGGCCCGAGAUGGCAUUCCAGUUCUAUUGGACUCCGGAGCAUUGAUGCUGGAACUUAACAACAAGGAAGUCGCUGAGAAAUGGUUGGAAUUGACUUCGGAUCAGAGAUUCGAUGCGGCCAUUUACUUUGACCGAAAUGAUGUUCUGCAAACCAUCGACCGCAACGGUAUUGUCACCGAACUGGACUGUUCCGUUUAUCGGGAUAAUUUGUCUCGCUGUUUGGCGUACUUGGACGAUGUGCAUACUCGUGGAACGGAUUUGAAAUUUCCGCUGGAAUGGCAGGCAUGUGUGACACUUUCCGGAAACAUAACUCGAGACAAGACGGUUCAGGCUUGUAUGCGAAUGCGACAAUUGGGUAGAGGUCAAAGAAUCGUAUUUUGGGCGUCAAAUGAAGCCGAUGUACGCAUUAGAGGGGUUGCCAGAAAGCCACAUGUGACGACGGAAGAUGUUGUGCAAUUUAUUUGCAGCAACAGCGAAGCAUUCGAAACGGAUAACACGGUUCAUUGGGCCACAGGUGCCUACAACUAUACGCAAAAGUUAAUCGCACACAAAUUGCACGAGAGUUUGGGUGAGCAGCAUUCACUGCAAAGCUUGUAUGAACUUUGUGCCGAUGACGAAUUCGUAAGACUGGAAGAAAUGUACGGAGAUAAGGAAGAAGCGAAACUGGCUGACAUUGCCUGGAAUAAAUUCGAUCAAUUGAUUCAAGCGCAUCGGAACGAUGUUUCAAAUUUCGCCGAAGGAAUCAGAAAGGAAGUGAACGAAAAAAUCUGCAAACAAGCAUCGAAUGUGCGACGAUUCAUCAAAUCGUUGGAUGAGGAACAAGAGAAAGAGUUAGAGCACGAGCUGGAAGAAGAACGACAAGUUGAACGUCCACCACCAAUGAGUCCGGCUGUGCCGCAUUUCGACAAAAAGCUACUGGAAUUGGUUCUAUCAUCGGAAGGUGAAACCAUAUUAGCAGACUUACAGCAUCGCAACGUGCUCCAUUCAUUAUUUAGCAGCCUCGGCAACACACAUUUGAUACAAGACUAUGCGAAUGAAGCGGAAGCCUGGGCCGAUCACCUAUUCGUUACUGACGAUUUUUUGCGUGUCCUCAGCCAACCGACAUCGUCGUGUGACGAGUACCUGCGUCCGGUUUGGUGGAUCGGCCAGAUCCAAGUUAAGUUCAACAAAAGCAUCGUCGUCUUGUUGAGCUCAUUCGAAUGUGACCGAUUGAAAGCGGCGUUCAGAACGAGCGCUACCUCCGUUCUGUACAUGUACCGGCCAAAGCUUAGUAAAUUGCAUAACAGAUUGCUGCGGAAACGAAAAUUGCAAAUUACCGGAAUGGUCAACCCUCCGUGCCUCAGUCUCUGCGAUCAGGUUCAGAUUGAUAUGUACUCCGGCUCGAUGUAUUUCGAUGAUGAACAGGAACAGGACGCUUACUGCAAAUUUUUGGGUCUGAUUCCACGGCCCAGAACGCCCGACCAAAAUGCAGCAUUUGAACGUGGACUGAUCAAACCGAACGGAUUCGUUCCGAUGGAAUACCGGAAACACUCGGCAGUUAUUUCUGAUGCUGUCAGCAGCUGCAAGUUCAACGGCAAUCCAGUCGAUUUGGCCAUCAGAAUUGUUCAGGCGCACCAUUGUUCGCUGCAUGAGGAGUCGCAUGUGGCGUCGGUUCUGAAACGCGGAACUAAAUUGCAAAUAUCAGACUAGCAUGCCAUGCGAAUCGGGUCGGUUUUUGUGAAGAAACUUUUUUUGCCAUUUCAACACUUUGUUCCUUUUCUACCCUUUGUAACUUUCAUGUAAAUAAUCAACUGAAGAGACUUUUCAUUAAACUUAAGAAUAUUCAGA
This is a messenger RNA of Bradysia coprophila, 9401 nucleotides long. RefSeq lists its product as uncharacterized. The record is from RefSeq and is a predicted model, not a curated record. NCBI's taxonomy places the organism in Eukaryota, Metazoa, Arthropoda, Insecta, Diptera, Sciaridae.